CAGAGACUGCGGACACAGUACAGGAGAUGACCAGAGACUGCGGACACAGUACAGGGAUGACCAGAGACUGCGGACACAGUACAGGGAUGACCAGAGACUGCGGACACAGUACAGGGAUGACCAGAGACUGCAGACACAGUACAGGGGAUGACCAGAGACUGUGGACACAGUACAGGGAUGACCAGAGACUGCGGACACAGUACAGGGAUGACCAGAGACUGCGGACACAGUACAGGGAUGACCAGAGACUGCGGACACAGUACAGGAGAUGACCAGAGACUGCGGACAGUACAGGGAUGACCAGAGACUGCGGACACAGUACAGGAGAUGACCAGAGACUGCGGACACAGUACAGGGAAUGACCAAAGACUGCGGACACAGUACAGGGAUGACCAGAGACUGCGGACACAGUACAGGGAUGACCAGAGACUGCGGACACAGUACAGGGAUGACCAGAGACUGCGGACACAGUACAGGAGAUGACCA
This is a messenger RNA of Staurois parvus, 486 nucleotides long. The record is from the annotation of a GenBank genome assembly. NCBI's taxonomy places the organism in Eukaryota, Metazoa, Chordata, Amphibia, Anura, Ranidae.